Aegilops tauschii subsp. strangulata is the source of this 1073-nucleotide messenger RNA. Its product is annotated as auxin-responsive protein IAA12. Gene Ontology annotation, cellular component: nucleus. Lineage: Eukaryota; Viridiplantae; Streptophyta; Magnoliopsida; Poales; Poaceae. Gene Ontology annotation, biological process: regulation of DNA-templated transcription. The record is from RefSeq and is a predicted model, not a curated record.
CUACCCUUGCCAAGCCAACGCAAGCAACACACACAUCGUCUUCUCCUCUCACCGAGCCAGAGCUAUCACAUCUCGUCAUUCACAUCGCAUCCAAACGUACUUGCAAAGUUCGCUAGACCAAGCAAGCACCAAGCAUCUUCGCACGUACGUCCACUGGAAAUGGAAGCUACCGACAGCCUCCUCAUGGCCACCGAGCUCAGGCUGGGCCUCCCCGGCACCGACGACAAGCCACACAAGAUCACCUCGGUGAUGUCGCCGCCGGCGACUCCCAGAGGCAGGAAGCGCACCCUGGACGCCUUCGAGGCCACCGCCUCCGAUGAGGCCGACAGGUCCGACGACGUCGAGACCGCACCCCCCGUGGCCAAGGCACAAGUUGUCGGGUGGCCGCCGGUGAGGUCGUACCGGAAGAGCUGCUUCCAGGCGGCGGCGAGCAAGAGCAAGGCGAAGAAAGCAGACGAGGCCAGCAGCAACAACACGCCGUCCGCAGCGGCGCCGGCGAGCACCAACGGCUCCUUCGUCAAAGUGAGUAUGGACGGAGCGCCCUACCUAAGGAAGGUCGACAUGAGGAUGUACAAGGGCUACCGGGAGCUCAGGGAGGCCCUGGAGGCCAUGUUCGUCUGCUUCUCCGGGGCAGACGGCGGCGCUUCCAACGGCGGCGCGAACCCGGCCGAGUACGCCAUCACCUACGAGGACAAGGACGGCGACCUCAUGCUUGUCGGAGAUGUGCCCUUCGAUAUGUUCAGCGGCACAUGCAAGAAGUUGAGGAUCAUCAAGAGAUCCGAAGCCACAGGCCUGGGAUCCAAAUAAUGAAGAUCUGAGAAGCAAAGAUGAUAUCAUGGGCUCUUUUUUUUUUUUUUACGGCUUUUAUACUUUUUGUUCUUCGAUCUGGGUUCGAUCACCAAGCCAAAAGGGAUGAGCUUGGUGCAUCAGAGAGCACACAUGGAUGUGUGCCCUUUGUUUGGGUCCUUGAAGUAGGCCUUUUUAGAAGCACAAAGGAGAUGUGGAGAUUUGGGUUAAACUCUCCAUGUGUUUGUACAAACGAAACAGUUAUAUUGAUUGUUGAUCACUUAUCA